AUGUUUCAAAUUCUACUCGGCCGCGGCGGCCAAGCAGCUGGACGCCGUUUGCGAACUAGACCAUCUACAGACGGCCACAUUCCCUAUGCCAGCUUGUAUCGCCAAGGUGCAGCCUGGGGCGCCGGCGGCGUAGGAGUCGGCUCGACGCUGUAUGGUGUCUAUAAGACAUUCCACUCAAUGAGGGCGUUUAGACCGUAUUUUGGUCUCUAG
Molecule: messenger RNA, 210 nt
Organism: Aspergillus nidulans FGSC A4
Lineage: Eukaryota; Fungi; Ascomycota; Eurotiomycetes; Eurotiales; Aspergillaceae
Exons: 3
Coding region: 1-210 (69 amino acids)
Source: RefSeq, a predicted model, not a curated record